AUGUUGUCGCGCAGUAUCCUUCAAGCUACACGAAGCACUGGGAAUAAAUCUCUAGCUAGAGUGAUCUUUCUAUCUACGAACAAAGCUCAAUGCACUAGCUCCAACUUCCCCGAGGGUCGGAGAUAUGCUUCUGUGUACGGCUACACGCAAGCUAAGGCACUGGUCUAUUCGAAAUAUGGCGAGCCCAAGGACGUACUUCGUCUACAUAAACACUCUAUCUCUGCUCCGCAUGGCACCCAAGUGAACCUUCGCCUCCUUACAGCACCCAUGAACCCAGCAGAUGUCAACCAGGUUCAAGGAGUGUAUCCCAGUAAGCCCCCAUUUGAGACUACACUUGGCACCAGCGAGCCCUCGGCUGUCGGUGGCAAUGAGGGUGCCUUUGAGGUUAUAUCUACUGGCGCUGGCGUCAAAGGCUUGUCUCAGGGUGAUUGGGUCAUCAUGAAACGUACUGGUCAAGGUACCUGGCGUACGCACGCCCAGAUGGACGAGUCUCAGCUCAUCCGCAUCGAGAACAAAGAAGGCUUGACGCCGUUGCAAGUUGGUACCAUUAGUGUAAACCCCGUCACUGCCUACCGCAUGAUUCGCGAUUUCUGCGAGUGGGACUGGAUGCGCGCCGGGGAAGAGUGGCUGAUCCAGAAUGGUGCCAAUAGUGGUGUUGGCCGUGCUGCGAUCCAGUUGGGUCGUGAGUGGGGGAUCAAGACACUGAAUGUUGUUCGUGAACGGAAAACUCCCGAGGAAACUGAGAUUUUGAAGCAGGAGCUGAAGGAUCUGGGUGCGACAGUCGUUGUGACUGAGGAAGAAAUGCUCACUGGCCAUUUCCGAGACUUGGUCAAAGAAGCGACCCGUGGAGGUCGAGAGCCUAUCCGCCUAGCGUUGAACUGCGUUGGUGGUAAGAAUGCCACAGCUCUUGCUAAGACUCUGGCACCGGAGUCGCACAUGGUCACCUAUGGUGCCAUGUCGAAACAGCCUGUGGCUCUUCCUUCAGGCCUGUUAAUUUUCAAGAAUCUCACUUUUGAUGGAUUCUGGGUCAGCAGAUGGGGCGAUAAGAACCCAGAGCUGAAGGAAAGCACUAUCCAGGAUGUUCUGCAAUUGACUCGUGCGGGUCGGUUCAAGGACAUUCCCGUAGAUGAUGUCAAGUGGAACUGGAACUCUGAGGGUCCUGACCUGGCUGAAAGUGUGCAGGGCACUCUGGGUGGCUACCGUAGUGGAAAGGGCGUGUUCACCUUUACAGGUGGCGAUGAAUAA
Molecule: messenger RNA, 1245 nt
Organism: Penicillium taxi
Lineage: Eukaryota; Fungi; Ascomycota; Eurotiomycetes; Eurotiales; Aspergillaceae
Product: enoyl-[acyl-carrier-protein] reductase
Exons: 2
Coding region: 1-1245 (414 amino acids)
Biological process (GO): fatty acid metabolic process
Cellular component (GO): mitochondrion
Molecular function (GO): trans-2-enoyl-CoA reductase (NADPH) activity
Source: RefSeq, a predicted model, not a curated record